AUGAUGCUGGCCGAAAUGAUGACUAGCGAUCAUCUGGAAUUGCUGAAAAAUCAAGAACCUCGAAUUCCGCACAUAUUUCCAGAGGGAAUAAAUCUCUACUGGUCCUCGCUAAACGUUACUGGUCCUGAAACGAAAUCCACAAACUUUCUAGAAAAAUUUCGAAAUAAUGGAUCAAAAAAACGAGUAAAAGAGAUAUUACAUAACGUUUCUGGAAUGGCUGAAUCUGGAAAGUUAUUAGCGAUAAUGGGAAGUAGCGGGGCUGGAAAAACUACACUUUUGAACGUUUUAACAUCGAGGAGUUUGACAAAUUUGGAUGUUCAAGGAUCCAUUUUGAUUGAUGGGAAACGAGCGAAUAGAUGGAAAAUUCGAGAGAUGUCCGCAUUUGUCCAGCAACACGAUAUGUUUGUUGGAACAAUGACUGCUCGUGAGCAUCUUCAAUUCAUGGCACGCCUUCGGAUGGGUUCAGAAUACUAUUCAGAAGAAGAACGAGAAUCUCGUGUGGACCAGGUUCUAACCCAAAUGGGACUACAAAAGUGUGCAGAUACAGUAAUCGGAAUUCCAAAUCAAUUGAAGGACUCUCAUGUGGAGAGAAGAAGAGAUUAUCGUCACGUCGUCCAGGCUCUUCGAAAUCUUGCGGAUUACGGUAUGACCGUAAUCAUCACAAUUCAUCAGCCAAGUAGUCAAGUGUACUCGUUGUUCCACAACGUUUGUCUAAUGGCGUGUGGUCGUGUGAUCUACCUGGGUCCUGGGGAUCAAGCGGUGCCACUUUUUGAAAAAUGCGGAUUCCCAUGCCCCUCCUACUAUAACCCGGCCGAUCAUUUGAUAAGGACAUUGGCAGUAAUUGAUAGUGAUAGAGCAACAUCGAUGAAAACGAUUUCGAAAAUUCGCCAAGGAUUCCUGUCCACAGACCUUGGUCAAUCCGUUCUAGCCAUUGGAAAUGCCAACAAACUCCGUGCCGCCUCUUUCGCUACAAGUAGUGACACUUCGGAGAAAACCAAGACAUUUUUUAAUCAGGACUACAAUGCUUCAUUUUUCAUACAGUUCAAAGUCUUGUUCUGGCGGUCGUGGCUUACAGUAAUCCGGGAUCCGAAUUUGUUGUCGGUCAGAUUGUUGCAGAUUAUUAUAACUGCACUUAUCACUGGCCUAGUCUUCUUUCAAACCCCAAUCACGCCAGCCACCAUAAUUUCGAUUAAUGGAAUUAUGUUCAAUCAUAUUAGAAAUAUGAAUUUCAUGCUACAGUUUCCAAAUGUGCCGGUCAUCACCGCGGAACUUCCAAUUGUUUUUCGAGAAAAUGCUAAUGGAGUUUAUAGGACUAGUGCCUAUUUUCUGGCAAAAAAUUUCGCAGAAUUACCCCAAUACAUUAUUCUGCCGAUUUUAUACAACACAAUUGUUUACUGGUUUUCUGGGCUCUUCCCGAAUUUUUGGAAUUUCUGUUUUGCGAGUUUAGUGACGAUUUUGAUCACGAAUGUUGCUAUUUCAAUAUCAUACGCCGUCGCAACAAUUUUCGCCAACACAGAUGUCGCCAUGACCGUACUUCCAAUUUUCGUGGUCCCGAUUAUGGCAUUCGGAGGAUUUUUCAUCACUUUCGAUGCAAUUCCAUCAUAUUUUACAUGGUUAUCUUCGUUAUCCUACUUUAAAUACGGCUACGAAGCAUUGGCAAUCAACGAAUGGGAAUCAGUUACAGUAAUUCCUGAAUGUCUAAACAGUACAGUAACGGCGUUUGCACUGAAUGGAUGUCCCAAAAAUGGCUAUGAAGUUUUGGAAUCGAUCGAUUUCUCAGCGUACCAUAAGUGGUUCAACAUCUCCAUUCUUUUUGUAAUGUUCAUUGGAAUUCGAAUUAUAGCUUUUGUGGCACUUUUGAUUCGUUCUUAUAUGAAUGCCUAA
Caenorhabditis briggsae is the source of this 1884-nucleotide messenger RNA. RefSeq names its product Protein CBR-WHT-1 (gene Cbr-wht-1). Gene Ontology annotation, molecular function: ATP binding; ABC-type transporter activity; ATP hydrolysis activity. The transcript has 12 exons. Gene Ontology annotation, cellular component: plasma membrane. Lineage: Eukaryota; Metazoa; Nematoda; Chromadorea; Rhabditida; Rhabditidae. The record is from RefSeq and is a predicted model, not a curated record. The coding region runs from base 1 to 1884 and encodes 627 amino acids.